UGCCGCAGAGUCCAGGGGACGUUGCUGAACCGGCCUGGGAUCCUGGGCUGUGGUGCCUCCUGUCCGCCCGCCCGCCCGCCCGUCUCCUCUGCAUCUGCCGGGUCCCGAGCAAACUAACACGAAACCGCACGGAAAGGGCGGGUCGGAUUGAGAGAAUUCCCCGAGUGCCACCAGGAGCUGACGCACAUAAGGAGCUAGGGGCCAGCAAGAUGGCAGACGAGGCCUUAGCUGGGCUGGAUGAGGGAGCCCUCCGAAAACUGCUGGAGGUCACAGCAGACUUGGCAGAGCGGCGGCGGAUCCGCUCCGCCAUCCGGGAGCUGCAGCGGCAGGAGCUGGAACGGGAAGAGGGGGCUCUGGCAUCCAAACGUUUCCGUGCCGAGCGGCAGGACAACAAGGAGAACUGGCUACACUCUCAACAGCGGGAAGCUGAGCAGCAGGCUGCCCUCACACGGUUGGCAGGGAAGCUGGAGUCCAUGAAUGACGUGGAGGAGUUGACCACACUGCUUCGGAGUGCCGGUGAGUACGAGGAACGCAAGCUGAUCCGAGCUGCCAUCCGCCGUGUGCGAGCUCAGGAGAUCGAGGCUGCCACCUUGGCUGGGAGACUGUGCAGUAGACUUCCUAGCAGCGGCUCCCGGGAGGACAGCAGGAGGCAGGCAGCUCACAGAUUGGACCCUGGUAAGGUACCAGAGCAAGAGCAAGAGAAACAGCAGACAGCAGCGCCAGAGCCAACCCCAACCCCAGCCCCCACCCCUGAGGACACCAGCCAGGAUGUGACCACGGUGACACUCCUGCUGAGGGCCCCGCCUGGGGGCAUGCCCAGCUCACCACCUGCCUCGCCUGACGGUUCACCCACCACUGCUUCUCCCGAGCCUCUGCUAGAACCCGCCGGAGCCCAGUGCCCUGCUGCUGAGGCUCUAGACGGCUCUGAGUCGCUGCCUCGUCCUUCGAGAACUCCCAGCCCUGAGCCCCCCAUGUCACCAGCACCCCCCAGCUCUCAGGGGCAGGUCAUCAGCAAGCCCCUGCCUGGCCCCACAGAGCCCUCUAGCACCUUGGGCCCCGCCAGAGGCUCCUCCAGCACUAAGAGAACAGAUCUGGCCAAACCACAACCCUGCCAACGCUCCCUAUCUGUGCUCAGUCCCCAACAGCCAACCCCAAAUGGAGGACCGUCCCAGUUCCAACGGGCUGGCUCCGUGAGAGACCGCGUCCGCAAGUUCACAUCUGAUUCUCCUGUGGCUGCCAGGCUCCAGGAUGGCCCACCCCGAACAGCCCUCACUUCACUGACCCCCACAAGGCUCCUGGGCCCCUCCUUGGUCGGCACCACCCCUGCCUCCUCCUCCAGCAACUCCUCCUCUCGAGGUCCCAGUGACACUUCCUCCCACAAGAAGCAAAGAGAACUUGCUCCUUCCCUGGCCCAGCUUCAGAGCUGCCCUCGAGAGGAGGGCCCUGAGGGGCGGGGCUUGGCUCCCAGGUCCCUUGAAAACAGAGCAGGGGGGCCCAGGCCCUGCUCAGAAGAGCCCAGUACCCCGCUGCCCGUGGGCAUUGGCACUGGGGAAUCCGGGGGCAGUAUGAAGACGACGUUUACCAUUGAGAUCAAGGAUGGCCGUGGCCAGGCCUCCACAGGCCGGGUGCUGCUGCCCACAGGCAACCAGAGAGCAGAAUUGACACUGGGACUGCGGACACCCCCGACCCUUCUCAGCGCCAGCAGUGGGGGCAAGAGCGCCGUCACCCACGUCAGCAGCCCUGGCACUGUGACCCGACUGGGCAGUGUCACUCACGUCACCACCUUCAGCCAUGCCUCCCCUGGUAACCGAGGAGGCUGCAACUUCAAGAUGGAGCCAGAUCCCCCAGAGCCUGCCUCUGUGACAGUGGAAGCCGCUAACGGCGCAGAGCAGACCCGAGUGGACAAAGCCCCAGAGGGGCGGAGCCCCCUGAGUGCCGAGGCGCUGAUGGCCAUUGAGGAUGAAGGAGUCCUGGACAAGAUGCUGGACCAGACUACGAACUUUGAGGAGCGGAGGCUCAUCCGGGCUGCACUCCGUGAGCUCCGACAAAGAAAGAGAGACCAGAGGGACAAGGAACGAGAACAGCGAUUACGGGAAGCCCGGGCCCGGCCAGGGGACAGCCGAAGCAAUAUGGCUACGGAGACCACCACAAGGCACAGUCAACGGGCAGCGGACGGCUCAGCUGUCAGCACAGUUACCAAAACUGAGCGGCUCGUCCACUCCAAUGAUGGCACACAGACGGCCCGCACCACCACGGUGGAGUCAAGUUUCGUGAGGCGCUCGGAGAAUGGCGGCAGCAGCAGCAGCAGCACCACAGUCCAAACCAAGACCUUUUCCUCUUCCUCUUCCUCGUCCAAAAAGAUGGGCAGCAUCUUCGACCGAGAGGACCAAGCCAGCCCACGUCCUGGCAGCCUGGCAGCCCUUGAGAAACGUCAGGCAGAGAAGAAGAAAGAGUUAAUGAAGGCACAGAGUCUGCCCAAGACUUCAGCAUCCCAAGCACGCAAGGCCAUGAUUGAGAAACUGGAGAAAGAAGGCUCUUCAGGUGGUCCUGGCACACCCCGUACAACUGUACAGCGUUCUACCAGCUUCGGAGUCCCCAACGCCAAUAGCAUCAAGCAGAUGUUGCUGGACUGGUGCAGAGCCAAGACCCGUGGCUACGAGCAUGUGGACAUCCAGAACUUCUCCUCCAGCUGGAGUGAUGGGAUGGCCUUCUGUGCCCUGGUGCACAACUUCUUCCCAGAGGCUUUUGACUAUGGGCAGCUUAGCCCACAAAACAGGCGCCAGAACUUUGAAAUGGCCUUCUCAUCUGCUGAAGCUUCCUGCUCCCACGGGAUCCCGGCUGGAGAUUCCAAAAGGAGGCUCCUGGCCCAGGCACCGUGCCCGAGUGACCUAUAUAGGCCUAUAUAGGACAUCAAAAGCCCUCCACUUUGGAAUCGUUGCCCCUUCUGCACACUGCACCCAAGCACCCUCCUCCAUCUUUUUCUUAUUCUCCCCUUCUCUUUCUGGUUCCCUCCAGGAUUUUUCCUCCUCCUCCCCCACUCCUCUCACGCCUCCCUCACCCCCCCUCCAUGGGGCACAGCCCUCCUCUCCAACCUCGGCACCAAUGCCGUUGCCCCCCCCUUCCCCCUGCGUCCCCGCUUGCCCCAAGAGUUCUCUGCACCUGUGACUGGUUUGCCCCCCCCCCCACCCUUGUCUGCACCGCUCACCAUUAGUGAUGGGUAGUGAGCAGCACGUCCACCGUCGGGAGGGGGCAUGCGGGAGGCUGGCAGAUGCGGCACUGAUACCGUAACUGAACUCAUGUCUCUGUGUGUGUAUGUGUGUGUGUGUCUCU
Messenger RNA from Peromyscus eremicus (cactus mouse), 3330 nucleotides. It is a transcript of the gene Smtn, whose product is annotated as smoothelin. Gene Ontology annotation, cellular component: filamentous actin; microtubule organizing center. Gene Ontology annotation, molecular function: protein binding. Gene Ontology annotation, biological process: actin cytoskeleton organization. Lineage: Eukaryota; Metazoa; Chordata; Mammalia; Rodentia; Cricetidae. The record is from RefSeq and is a predicted model, not a curated record. The coding region runs from base 210 to 2906 and encodes 898 amino acids. The transcript has 20 exons.